Messenger RNA from Funneliformis mosseae, 709 nucleotides. The record is from the annotation of a GenBank genome assembly. Lineage: Eukaryota; Fungi; Glomeromycota; Glomeromycetes; Glomerales; Glomeraceae.
ACUCCCACUGAUCCUUGUGGAAGAUGUAAGCUAUAAAGAGUUUGAAAAAAAAUGCGAACGGGCAAAUGCAUCAAGGUUCUGGGAAUAUCGGAGUGGAACUGUAAUAAUAAUCGAGUUACCGAAACGUGAUCAUGAGGUUACUCAUGGUGAAUUUGUUAGGCAAUUUUUAAAUGCUUUUUCUAAUUUGCAAUAUCAAGACCGAGUUAGAUGUACCGGAGCAAUUACUUGUUCUGCCACUCCGAAACAUAUAGCCAGAGGAUCUAAACAGGCGGAUGCUUCAUUUGUACCAAGACUUCUCCCUAUUCCAUCUCAAAAUUCGUGUGAUUCUGAGGGUACUCCUUGGCCAACCGUCAUUGUUGAGGUGGCAGAUUCACAAAGUCUUGCAAGUAUUAUCCAAAAGACCACCCAAUUCUGGUUGGCUCCUAAUCGUUGUGAAGAUGUUAUUAUAUUAAAAUUAUGGAAAUGGAAUAGAACUUACCAUAAUGGAAUCCCAAAGCGCCGUUUAACAGUUCGAACAAGUCCUCAAAAUGAAGAUGGGAAUUACCUACCGGUUCAAAUAAUUGAAUUCGGAACUAUUGAUGGAGAAAAUCGACUAUAUAAUCAAUGCUCUGCUCCAGGAAUGUGUACUUUAAGUAUUUCACCACAUUGUAUUUACAGAGGAUGUCCUCAUCAAAAUCCACCGCUUCCACAAUACCCGUUUGAAAAUGAU